Molecule: messenger RNA, 1251 nt
Organism: Gloeophyllum trabeum ATCC 11539
Lineage: Eukaryota; Fungi; Basidiomycota; Agaricomycetes; Gloeophyllales; Gloeophyllaceae
Exons: 3
Coding region: 1-1251 (416 amino acids)
Molecular function (GO): carbon-oxygen lyase activity, acting on phosphates
Source: RefSeq, a predicted model, not a curated record
AUGAGACCCGCCCAGAUCGACCUUGAAGUACGUCGGAUGGCUGUACCCAAGUUGAAGGCUACGCGCAACGCGACAACUCUCAAUUAUUCUCCGGAGAAGUCAGUCGACAAGACUUCCAUCGACCACAAGGUCCGAGUUCGCCAACUGCUUCACCAGAUCGGCUACCGCUACGACCCACCAGCCACUCCCGAUCCCGACUUCGACAACGCCCUGCAUGAGUGGAUGGUGACGAAAGUCCAACCCGCUCUCCAUUGGGAUCAGAGGAAACUUGCCGCUCUGGAAGACCAGGGCAGCCAAGUCAACAUACGAGCAUACCCUCUCGGGGACAGAGAACUCCUCAUGAUCAUGUCUAAGCUCACCGUGCUCGCCAUAGCGAUCGACGAUUCCUUGGAGGACGAGGCCAUGUACGAGCACAUGGCGCUCUUCUCGCACAGGAUGUACGUCGGGCAGUCUCAACCUUCCGGCACUAUCCUUCCUAUCUACGAAGAGUGUAUCCGGGAGAUGUCGGAUUACUAUGAGAAAGACGCCGUGUUGCGUAACAUAGGUGUCGCACCCUGGAUCGCGUAUGUGGACGCUGCGUUGCUAGAGAAAAGGAUAGUAACGGUCGACGAGGAGUUACGAGCGAGCCCGUUCGAUACGGGAUAUAACCGUCUGGUGGAACAUCGGAAGGGAGGUGAAGCAAGCCUGAACCACGCAAAAGAAGUCCGGUUGAGCUCCAUGAAACUGGAAGCAGAAGCAGUCAGAUUCCCACAUUUCCUUCGCCAGAAGACUGCCAUAGCUGAAUCAUAUGCAGCCGCCAUUUUCAAAGCGAACCGGGCGCAGGAAUUGCCACUCACGCGGUAUAUCAAGGCUAUACCCGAUAUUGCGUUCACGAUUGAGAUCAUGAACGACCUGCUGUCCUUCCACAAAGAAGAGAUGGAAGGCGAAGAGUUUAACCUGGUCCAACUCUUGACGCAGUCCAUCCGAAGGCAGCAGACUCUUUUGGGCACGACGGACUGGGACGUGAACGAUACCAUAGACCUCCUGUGUGAUCAGGUGAAGGAAUCGUUCCACAGAGUCGAUGUCUUACUUCGCUUGGCCGACUUCGACAACAGUGUAGCUGGGGAAGCCGAAGAGGAUGACGAUGUGGACGAGGCGAUAGACAGGCAGGUCGCCAGACAAUGGAGAGGAUGGAGGGACGGGUACAUCACUUGGCACUUGGAAUCCACGAGAUACCAGUUGGACUUCUUGAGCGAGUUUCUAAACCAUUGA